This is a messenger RNA of Vigna radiata var. radiata (mung bean), 583 nucleotides long. Its product is annotated as RING-H2 finger protein ATL70. NCBI's taxonomy places the organism in Eukaryota, Viridiplantae, Streptophyta, Magnoliopsida, Fabales, Fabaceae. The coding region runs from base 1 to 516 and encodes 171 amino acids. The transcript has a single exon. The record is from RefSeq and is a predicted model, not a curated record.
AUGAGCAGCAACACUGCAGUUAAUUCCCCUGGAUUCCUCGGCUCAAGCAACAUCAGUAGCUACAGUUAUGGCAUAGGAAUCUCCAUUGGAAUUCUGUUGCUCAUCAUAACUAUCACUCUAACUUCCUACUUCUGCACCAGAACACAUGUCUCAUUUGCUCCAGCUGCCAGGAACAGAACAUUCACUCCGAAUGCUCUUCAACCAAACCACUCUGUUGUUGAUGUCAGUUUGGAUGAAGCCACCAUUCUGAGUUAUCCAACCCUGCUAUACUCUGAAGCCAAAACUCAGAAGUCUGAUUCCACUGCAACAUGUUGCUCCAUUUGCUUGGCAGAUUACAAGGACACUGAUAUGCUUCGCAUGCUACCUGAUUGUGAACACCAAUUCCACCUCAAAUGCAUAGAUCCAUGGUUGAGAUUGCAUCCCACUUGUCCAGUUUGUAGAACAUCUCCGAUUCCAACACCCCUUUCAACUCCUCUGGCUGAAGUGGUUCCAUUUGCUACUGUACGAGAUUCUUGAUUAAAAAUAAGAUAAAUUUAUAGUAUAUAAAUUAAUAUGUUCAUUUGAAUCUAUUAUAGUAUAUAAA